Messenger RNA from Sabethes cyaneus, 1999 nucleotides. RefSeq names its product fidgetin-like protein 1. The record is from RefSeq and is a predicted model, not a curated record. Lineage: Eukaryota; Metazoa; Arthropoda; Insecta; Diptera; Culicidae. The transcript is spliced from 3 exons. Gene Ontology annotation, molecular function: ATP hydrolysis activity; ATP binding; microtubule severing ATPase activity. Bases 63 to 1907 code for a protein of 614 amino acids.
UGGAAUAUUCGUUCAACAUUAAAGCAACGGAUUCUUAGUUUAUUUAAUAUUUUAACCUUAUCAUGGAGGAUUCAGCUGAAUUAGAGAAGUACAUUCGUGGUCUUCUUAAAACCUUUGACGACAGUUCGCUAGAGCAGGAUCCUUUUAAAAAAGUUGACAAUUUACGAAAUGUAACUUCUCAACUUUAUGCAGAGGCUGUGGAGACGAAAGAUGAAAGAUUUGCAAGCUUGCUUUUAAAACAACACUUAGAUGUCUACCAGGAGGCUAUGAUAGAUCCGGAUGCAGUCAAUAACUAUUGCGAAGAUGUAAUUGCCUUACUCGAAACAGGACUGGAUCGUGAUAGACAGGACGACAAUACUGGUUUACCGGAAAUUGCUCUUGGAAACCCAUUAAGUUACCUGACGGAUAAGAGGGAGUGUCAAGGGAAAUUUGAGGAUUGUACUAGCUGGGAAUUAAGCGAUGAGAUUGUAAAAAAGGUUUUUAAACAUGUUGAAAGAAAAGAUUCAACAUUGAAAAAAUCAAAUGCGUACGAACCACCGAAACCGUCGGUUACUGCUGAAGGAUCAUCAAAACUGCCUGGCAUCAGUAGAUUAAAAUCUGAUGCUGUUAAGGAAAUUUCCCGCCGAGUAUUUGCGUCGAACACUUCGGCUUUCACGCCGAAAUUGUUUUCGGCAAAAACUGAUAAGUUUGAUGAUUUAAAAAGCACUGAAGUACCCGGCGAAAGCAGUGACUGUAGGCAAAAUAUUAAUGUCAACUCCUUCAGAACGGCAAAGGACGAAUUGCAAAUGCAGAAUAUAAAGAAAUAUGGAAACAUUAAUCCACCCGGACAGACUCCCCUAUUUUCUUACGGCAAGAAAUCUCUUGGCGGUCGCCGAACACUAGGAAGUAAAUUUGUGUGUCCGAUACGACAGGAAAAUAAUUCCGAGGUACCCAAACCAACCAGCUCACCGGUCUCAUCAAGCCAUAGCCAGAACAGUGAAGAAGAGGAGUUGGACGAACGUUUGCGCCACAUUGAUUCCAAAAUGGUUGAGUUAAUACGCAGUGAAAUUAUGGAUCGAUUCCCACCGCUUUGCUGGGAUGACAUAGCUGGAUUGGAGUAUGCAAAAACAAUUAUACAGGAAGCAGUAGUAUGGCCGAUUUUGAGGCCAGAUAUUUUUACUGGUCUUCGUAAACCACCACGAGGGAUUCUACUGUUUGGUCCUCCGGGAACUGGAAAAACACUAAUCGGCAAAUGUAUUGCCUCUCAAUCGAAAUCCACAUUCUUUAGUAUUAGUGCCUCCUCACUGACCUCCAAAUGGAUAGGCGAUGGAGAAAAAAUGGUACGUGCAUUGUUUGCCGUGGCCGCUGUCCACCAACCAGCCGUAGUAUUCAUCGAUGAGAUAGAUUCGCUUCUUUGCCAACGAUCAGAAACCGAGCAUGAAAGUUCGCGAAGAUUGAAAACGGAGUUUCUUAUUCAGCUUGAUGGUGCCGCUACCGCUGAGGAUGAUCGCAUUCUGAUUGUUGGAGCAACAAAUAGGCCCCAAGAAUUGGACGAAGCUGCUCGGCGACGUCUGGUGAAACGAUUGUACAUUCCAUUGCCAGAAUUACCUGCCAGAGUACAAAUUCUUGGCCGAUUACUGGCUAAUGAAAAGAACUGCCUUACAUCCGAUGAAGUCAAUGAAAUUGGUCAAUUAUCCGAAGGGUUUUCUGGCGCAGAUAUGAAAGUUUUGUGCCAUGAAGCCUCGAUGGGACCAAUCCGGUCUAUUCCAUUCGAUCAGCUUGGACUGAUAAAAAAGGACGAUGUUCGACCUGUUUGCUUUGCGGAUUUCAAGACUGCCCUGGGGCGAGUUCGCGCAAGUGUUUCACAAAACGAUCUAUCCCAGUAUGUUAAUUGGAAUCGUUUAUACGGUUCUGGAACAUCUGGAUAACAGGACACAAGAUACCUUGACGAUCAAGACCCUUGGCUGCAUUCCGAUUGUAACGAAUUGAACGUGAAAUAUAUUAAUAAAAAUCUCAAGCU